CAGUCUCCAGUUCUGGGAGAAAUUGCUCAAUAUCGCCAGGUAGACUCAGCGAGAGUGAGCGAAUGUGUUGGAUCUGCUAUGGCUUGGAACGUGAAGACGAACCCUCUCAGUGUUGGAUCCAUCCUUGUCGGUGCUGCGGCUCAAGCAAAUCCCCUUCUAUUAAUUCUGACUGCAGUAGAUCAGGCUGUUGACGUGUCGUCGACAUAUGUCUUCACCGGGGCAGUGAUAGGCUGUUUGUACUGGUCAGCAGUAACUUAUGGUGCACUAACCGUAAUGCAGGUGUGUGGACACGAGGCAGGACUGACGGCAAUGGAAAGAACAGAUCCAGUUGUACUGCUAUUGGGCUUGCCGGCCAUUCCAACCUGUUUGAUUGCCAUUCAUAUGGUGGAUUGGCAGAGUUGGUUUUUGAGGCUUUGGCGUAGUCGCGCCUAUAAGCUGGCGGUGAUUCAGUACCUACUUCCGAAAGAUAUCUGCCGUUCGCGAUUAGAGGAGGCGCGGGAUCCUGAAGGCGGCUCCACGAUUCCACGUAUCCUUUGCACUUCCCUUGCACUUCCCAGUUUUGCCGUCUUCUUUGGGCGUCUCCUCUUUAGUCGUGUUCAAUCGCGAAUUGGCCAAGCCAUUGCGGUGAGUGGUUGUUUCCAAGGCGGCGGGUUGUUCUACUUGGGAGUCACAGGCUUUCUACACAUCUAUCAGCGAGAGAUGACAUUCCUACGCAACUGUCGCCGACACAUUGUUGAGUACGACGGAGAGUAG
Messenger RNA from Hydatigera taeniaeformis, 753 nucleotides. The record is from the annotation of a GenBank genome assembly. Lineage: Eukaryota; Metazoa; Platyhelminthes; Cestoda; Cyclophyllidea; Taeniidae.